UUCUUUUCCAGUUUGCAGGUGCUGCUUCUAAAGUAAGCUAAAAUGAUUGUGAAAUUCCUUUUCCUUCUGCCUGUGCCAUUUGUGCUCUUGGCUUUCUGCUUUGCCACGGGGAGUGAGCAGGAAGGGACAGCAGCAUUGCAAGCCUCUACCUUUUCCUGCGUGGAACCGGAUCACUUCUAUGACCACAUUGUUUGGACGUGGUUGAAAUCUGUUAAUCAUUUGUUCUGCCCACUGGAUAAUCAGAGCCUGCAACUCCUUCAGUCUGCCUCUGAGUUUGAUGUCCUGUGGAGCAAAGACUGCCACCCGCUUCACUUCGUUCCCUUAGGCCACCUGCAAAGCACAUUGCAGAACACAACUGCAUACCUUACCUUUGAGAAUCCAAAUGCCAGUGAUGCUGGCAACUACACUUGCACACUCUACUUGAAUGGUCAAAGAAACGCCUCCUUUACAGUCCAUCUGGACAUGGCAGAUCUUUGCAGUGUAUUUCCCAGGUUCCUGAGCCCCUCUAGCAAUAAGACUUUAGAGAGAGCCUUGGGGAGUCAGUUAACACUGAACUGCACUGUACAGCUGCCCUUCAGCAAGGACUGUGACUUUGACCUACACUGGAUAAAAGAUAGCCACCGGUUAGACAACAAGACCCAGACUGCUUCUACACAUUGGUUCAAUGACAAUGCAACAGAGAUAUUUAUCUCCAGCACUUUGGAGGUGAAUGUGACUGAUGAAGAAAACUAUGGAGUUUUUGCUUGUAUGCUUAGAAACAAACAGGCAGUUUUCACAUUGCAAAAAUCAGAGACUGCUGAGCACCUGGGUGCUGUCCUUGCUGCUCUUGUCAUUGUGGCAUUGCUUCUGUUCACCAUUGUGAUAUAUGCAAAGUGCCGUCUGAAUGCACUGCUAUGGUAUCGGAACCGUUACGGAGAACUGGAAAUUAAUGAUGGAAAACUCUACGAUGCCUAUGUGUCUUACGCUAACUCAACAGAUGACAGAAAGUUUGUGAACUUUAUAGUGAAACCACACCUGGAGAAUCGCCAUGGCUACAAACUCUUCAUAGAUGAUAAGGACAUUCUGCCCAACUCAGAACCCUCUGCAGAUCUGAUCAUGAAUGUCAGCCGGUGCCGGCGUCUCAUUGUGGUUCUCUCUAAUGCAUACCUGGAACAGGAGUGGUGUAACAAUAAUUUCAGGGAAGGUCUUUGGAGACUGCUGGAACUGUCCCACAGGCCAAUCUUCAUUGCUUUUGAGAGCCAAUAUCGGAAAAUAGCACAUCCAGCCAUUAAUUUGCUGAAACAGCACAAGAGCGCAGUGACCUUGUUGAUGUGGCGUGCCAGUUCUAUGGUGCCUUCAUCUGAUUUCUGGAAGGAACUUUGUCUCAGUCUGCCUCGGAAAGUCUCCUACCAAGGCCUCAGGGGAGACCCCCAAACCUAUCUGCAGGAAGACAAGGACCCUAUGCUGAUCCUCAACAGCAACUACCUGGAUUUCCGGGGUGAUUCCCAUCCAGAAGGAGAUACUGGAGUCCGGGGGCCUAUUUUCAAAGGCUCAUCAGUGCCCCGUAUAAUUGGUCCUGAUGGUCCACCAGUUGGUGCAGUGGAAGAACCACAAUUUGGAGAAAGCCAAAGGAGUGAGAUAGACAUAUCUGAUUUAGGAUCUCGCAACUAUGGAGCAAGGACAGACUUCUACUGCCUCGUAACAGAAGAUGAUAUAUAAGAGAUGAUGGGUUAUUCCUGUGAAGCUCAAACCUUUUCUUAGAAUGAUGUUCCUUGACAAAGACAAUCUUCCCCACUUGUUUCAUUAAUCCAAAACAACAGUAUGGGGUAUUACAAGGCUAUAGCAUGGACAUGAUUCUCUCCAUAUUCAAGACUUCUUUUAUUCUUUUCAUGAGUUACUUAGGUAAAGGGAUGGAGGGAAUCCCAUCAAUAUUUCAGAUGUUACCAUACCAAAGGGAUUAUAAUGAACAUCUCAGUCAGGAAUAAAAUUAAAAAUAACUUCAAUACAAUGAAAAACUGGCAGAAACAAAAUAGUAAUUAGUUAUAAAGUUCUGUAUUUAUGUGUGUAGACAGUGGAUACGUGGGUUGGAAGUAGCACAUUGGAAAAGUCUUCAGAUUACAAUCGCUCAUUAGCUCAUCAUGGAUUAGUAGUGUGGUGUUUCUCCAAAAACAACUAAAUUGAUGAUAGGGUAUAUAACUUGGAACUAUUUUUUAAAAAGUCAUCAGAAGGUGCUCUUCCACUUUAUUAUACAUUAAUCAAAUCAUCCAAUUUGGAUGCUGCACUUUGAGUAGAAGGCUGACUUCUCAGAAUAGGCUCAAGGAGACCAACAAAGAUGGAAAAUAGGUUCUUUGUGGAAUGAUGGGAAGAAGUGUGGGAGUAUUUAGUUUGACAAAAAGAAGACCAAGGGUGGGUACAAUAACGUCAGUACUUGAAAAGCUCUCAUGCAGAAGGGGGCAAAGACUUCCCCUGCCUCAUAAAGCAGGACUAAGUUUAAUGGGAUUAUGUAAUAGAAAGGUAAAUUACUUUUGAAGCUGAGGAAGAAUGUCGUGCUGGUAAAGAAGAUGCUUAGGGACAGUAUCUGUUAAUUGAGGGCGUAGUUCAUCCUCAAAGGAGAACUUAGCUAUCUACCUGUCUUUUUUGGAGGUGGCUUCAAUUUUCCUUUAUUAUCUAAGUGGCCUUCUAUCCUUCAGCCAUCUCAUCCUGAUUCUGUACUACUUCAACACUGUGAUUGCUUCAGGGUGUUUCUGCCAAUGAUUCAAGAGCAUCUGGCUACUUUGUAGAUACUAGUGCCUUAUGGUCUCCAGUGAUGUUCUUGAGUUAGACUCCCAUGCUGGUUUCUAGCAAACUAAUAAGUUUGGUGGGCUUCUUAGCUAUUGUUAGCAUUUCUGGGUAGGCUCCAUCAUUUAAGAAACAGGUGGUGAGUAUUCAGGUGAACAGAACCAUAAAAGGACAUUAUUCCUGGGAAAAUGAUAUUAAGUAGCACCAGUGUAAUGGCGGUAACAUUUUAAAUAGAACUUGCCUGGAAUGGCAGUUCAGUUUCCAAAUUAAAAGGAGUUCUGAAAGCCAGCUCCUACCGGGAAAGGCAAGAAGAGUUUCAUGUUACCUGACUGUCACAUUUCCUUUGAAAUAAGUACUAGCAUGUCUACACAGACUUGUUUCCAUGUAAGUACAUUUGAAAGUUCAGCUUUAGCUUGCACUUUUACCACUGGAUUGGUAUCUAAGAUGAAAAGAGUGUGCUUAUAAUAGAAUGUUUUGUUUUGUAUUCAAAGUUCUAUAUGUACGUGGCACUUUAAAGGAAAAGGGAUGACAGGAUACAACCCCAAAGGGCUUAGCGGAGACACAGCAAAACAAAAGAAGAUGGGGAGGGAGGCAUGGGUGGAUAGAGAGAAAAAUGUGUUUAUCUCAAUUAAGCUUUAUUUGGCCUAGUUACAAAAUAGUAAUAGAUACUUCUGAGGGCAUGUGUUUAAAUGGUCAAGAAAGGAAAAGGCUGUAUUAUUUUGGUGGGUGUGCAUCAAUUCCAAAGGGAUAAGGAAAAGGAAA
Anolis sagrei ordinatus is the source of this 3519-nucleotide messenger RNA. RefSeq names its product single Ig and TIR domain containing (gene SIGIRR). The record is from RefSeq and is a predicted model, not a curated record. Gene Ontology annotation, biological process: signal transduction. Lineage: Eukaryota; Metazoa; Chordata; Lepidosauria; Squamata; Anolidae.